AUGAAGAUGAAGAUGAAGGCCGUGAAUUUCACGUACUACCUGCACGACGACUUCGUGCCGCCCAACGUUACGGCUGUAGCAGUGGCCGGCGCCAACGCCACUCUCACGGGCCCAUUUCAACUCGGCGAUAUCAUCGUCUUCGACAGCGUUAUCAGAAAGACAGCUUCCAAUGCUUCAGCUCAGAUCGGGCACCACUCCGGCGUUUUAGUCUCACUCAACGAUCCAAGCAAGAAGUUCAUUUCUUUCGCGCUGGACAUCACGAUUCACGGCUACUCCGGAACCAUGUCAGGCUCUGCCAGGAUCGACUUCACCGCGCCGUCUUGGGAGGAGGCCGUCAGCUCUGGCACGGGCUCCUUCAGAGGAGUGUCAGGCUACUUGACAGUCAGCGCAGUGUCUCUCAACUCAGCUUUUCCCGUUCUCAAGUACGAAGCAAAUCUCAUGCUUCCACAUCACUCUUACUGAUUCCAUCACUCGCAAGGCGUUCGAAGCGACUGCAGUCGAGCUUAUGCCUACUUUGCGUAUUCGUGGAGCUGUUAGAAUAAGUUAGAUACUCUGAGUGCUAAAUACAGUGUCAAAGUCAGUGGACACACCUUAUUUGUUAUCCAUUACCGU
Marchantia polymorpha subsp. ruderalis is the source of this 612-nucleotide messenger RNA. The record is from the annotation of a GenBank genome assembly. NCBI's taxonomy places the organism in Eukaryota, Viridiplantae, Streptophyta, Marchantiopsida, Marchantiales, Marchantiaceae.